Messenger RNA from Rhodofomes roseus, 1330 nucleotides. RefSeq lists its product as uncharacterized. Bases 336 to 1241 code for a protein of 301 amino acids. The record is from RefSeq and is a predicted model, not a curated record. The transcript is spliced from 3 exons. NCBI's taxonomy places the organism in Eukaryota, Fungi, Basidiomycota, Agaricomycetes, Polyporales, Fomitopsidaceae.
AUCACCUGUGUCUGUUGACGCACGAGCUAGCAAUCAUACAAGACAGCUCUGAGGAAGACUUUGCGAGCAGUUCGGACGACCAGAUAGCUCUUGAUGGAAGCCAUGACUUCACACUCGACGUUUUGGCCGAGCUCGAGGACACAGAUCGCAAUGAACUCACCCUGUCGUUAUCCCUUACCGAUCGCAUCCCCAUCGAGAGCCACGAGAAUGUCAUCGACCACAUGGAGGAGGAGGAGGAGGAGAUGGGUCCAUUUAGCCGCAAUGAUCCAACCCAAGCGGCCCCCUCUAUUCUAUAAUAUCGUACACUAUUCGAGCAAUAACACGGCGUGAGUACAAUGCUACGUCAGUGGCGUAUGCUGCGACACGCUGCGCUGGUCUGCCGGGCUUGGUAUCUUCGUGCCGCUCGCGGCAUGUACUCAAGCCUCGAGAUCUCGUCGCGCAGGAGCUAUGACUUGUUGGUGAAACAGCUACACACAUCGCCUCGUGUAGAACGAUGGCUGGCAACCACACGACAGCUAUCCAUCAUCGAUGUUCGGAGCGACACUGGCAAGGUCUACAUCCCCUACUUGGAUAGCCUGCCUCUGGUGCUGGCCCAUGCAUUACCAGCUUUGCAAGUGCUCGACCUAAUAACUGCCCUGCGUCCCAUUAUGCAUCCGACAUUCUACCUGGCUCUCCCCAAUUUGAACCACGUCACCAGAUUGUGCUUGCGCGCUCGCCUAAGCCUCCUCGUCCAGCUGCGACGGAUCGUAUCUGCGUUCUCGCGCCUGCAAGAACUCGCUCUCCACCUUCAAUUCGAGGUCCCGUACCCAUUCAGCGCUCAAACUCACCGAUUAUCGGACAUCGUCACCCAGAAUAGGUCUCCCAUCCGACUGCAAAGCCUUGAGAUCACGUUGGUCGGAGGUAUGGCCUGUUUGCCUGAGAACCGUGACGCUCAAGAAUCUGAAGUCCGCAAUAUGCGAUAUAUGGUCACUUGGCUUGUUUCUUCAGGAAUCUGCGCUGGCCUUCGCCAGUUAGUGCUUGGUAUCGAUGCCUCAUCCGACACCGCUGCGGAGUUCCCAUCUACGCAGGCCAAUCGGCUCCUCGAAGCAAGCGGGUCAUGCUUGACUUCCUUCUGCGAGAGAAACAUCUUCACUCGCGGCCCUUGCACGAACCUCAUGAAUAAUCCAGCCUUGAGCUACUGGGAGUUCGACAUCAUUGUCUCAUAUUCGACGCUAUUCUCUAGUCCGCCUGCAGAGCAUUAAUGGCUGGCGGUGGCAGCAAGGCUGCGCGCUCGCCUCUCUACCAUCCGAAGCCACAAGCUCGCGCAUAUUGAGGUUUACUGCUGCGUAUC